Messenger RNA from Cataglyphis hispanica, 6045 nucleotides. RefSeq lists its product as uncharacterized. The record is from RefSeq and is a predicted model, not a curated record. Bases 860 to 4738 code for a protein of 1292 amino acids. The transcript has 18 exons. NCBI's taxonomy places the organism in Eukaryota, Metazoa, Arthropoda, Insecta, Hymenoptera, Formicidae.
CAUUUCGCCGCGGAUGGUUCGAUAAAAAUCAGUCGUCGCGUCGUCGCUGGUUGCUGAAUGUCGUUUGACUAAUUCGUUCGAAAAUUCCUUUGACAGUAUUUUUUAUCAAUAGUGUGACAUCCUGGAUCGCUUCUCGCUCUACACAUUUGUGAUAUCUGUAAAUGAGUCGCGAUCUGGAGUAACGGAAAGAAAUUAAUUACGAAAAGUUAUCACCGCAUAUGUAAGACAUCAUAUAGGAGCGUUGCACGUACACGUCGCAUGAUAGCGAACGUGCAAACAGAAAGGAGAACGUGAUGCAAAGAAAUUGAAUUUACCAGAGGAGUUGGAAAAAGCUUCGACUUUCAACGUGAGAAAAUAUAAAAUUUUUCUAGACAUCUUUUUCAAAUACUUUCCUUACUGUACUUAUUGUAUACAAACGAAUCUCGAAUGAGGUAAUCGUGAGCUGAGGAUCCAUGCAGCGAACUGACAAUUGCAAGUGAACGAUACUUUACAUCAGACGUCUAUACCUUACAUAUACUCGAACACGUUCUUCUACUUGAGAGAGAUACGAGGGGAAAAAAAAAAGUACAUAUAGUUUACGGAAGCAAUUUUCUUUGAACUGUUUUUCUUGGAACUAAUCAAAAUUAUAUGAGAAGAGAAUAUUAUAGUUGUAAAUAUGAAAUUCAGUGUAGUGUUUUAGACACGCGAUAUAUAAUCAAGAGAUACGGUAUUAGUCUCGCGCCAAAUUCGCGCGCAGCAACAGCGAAACAUUCCGAGCAUAAAAUGAUAAAUGGUGGCUACCAGCAGCAUGGUAUAUGAAGAGAUAGUUGGUAUACGGGGCAGCUGACCCCAGCCGCCGCGCACACUUUUCACGCGCGAGAUGCCCCACAAUCUAAACUCAGUUUCCGCCAAUUCCGCCAACACAGGACCGAAUCAUCAAGCCUAUCCUCAGCAGCCUCAUCAUCGAGACAAUGCAGAUGGACUCCAACCCGAGAAAGAACCGGUGGAAUUCGACAUUUCGCAUUUGCGAGGUGCUCCAGCGGAAGUCGAGACAUUGGUACACAACAUCAAGGAAGUGGCCCAACAAUUUCUCUAUCACUGGCGAACUUUCCCCAUCGUUUUGCCACCGCCAUUGUCCUCGUGCACGGAGGGUGAUGACACGUUGGCGCGAAAAAAAUAUCAUCUAAGGGAUCUUUUUGUGGCACCCAGCUUCGACGAGCUGGACGCCGUUGCUGUAGACAGCAAGGGCGAGCCAAGAAGAUUGACCAACAAACAAUUGGAGAGCAUCAGGGAGCGAGGCUUACACAAGGAUAAAUAUGGAAAGCCGAAGAAGCUAAAUGCCACUCAAUUGGAGAGCAUUCGAAAAUGCGGAGAAUUCGAAGUAGAUUCGAUCAACUUUGCUGGACAGACGCACCGAUGGCGACUGAGCGGUCUUCUACAGCGCGGCCGAGAUAGACGGCGAGACACGUUACUCACGGAUCUCGCCUUGGCGACUAGAUUUCUCGUUGUAACGGCGAGAGCUAGAUUAAUUUCUCAUUGCUUUAGUGUCUCACAAUCCCUUAAGGCUCUAAUAACGGGACUAUUACGACUUCUCGAUAUUAUAAUUGGCGUGCCAUCGCUCCAGGCACAUAAUUUAGAUGCUAAAAUUAGGGAAGAACGUUGUCGAUACUUGGUAGCGGAAUUGGUCUGUCGGCCGGAAUAUGAGGAUUCUGUGGAACUACUUUGUGGAUUUAUAAAGAAACAACUACGUCGGGCAACUACUGAAAAAUUUGAAGUGGAAAGAGAAUCGUCCCAGCUAUUGCCUGUUUCGAUCCCUUUUGUAUUUGGGACACCCGGUGGGGCCGCGGUCGAUCUAAGACUAUUUAGCAGGGACAUAAUUAGGAAGGCUCUGCCGACGCUUGUUGCAAUUUUGGAGAGAGAGACAAGAGGCUGGUUCCUUCACUUUAGAGAAAGACUGAUAUCUGAAUUGAGAGCACAAAAGAAACCGGAUGAGGAAAUAGAACGAGAAGUUAAUGAAGCGGUGAUGCGUGAAUAUCUGCAAAGGGUAUACUCAAAUAUCUUAUCGCAUCCAGACAUUCUCGCGUUAGGCGACGGUAUUGCUCAGCUGCUGGUUCAACAAGCGCAAUCGGUCGUGCUGAUGCAUCGAGCGGUAGAGAAUAUGCAACGGAAACUAUCGCAAACCAAAGAUUCUCUGCGACGUCGCAUUGAAAACGAGCAUCCGGUUUUGUCGCGAAUACAGCCAUGGAUGCGCGAUCGAAUGCGGGAGGCUGAGGAAAAUUUCAUCGAGGAAUGCGAAUGGAGCGCUCACGAGGAAGCUCUGACGCUCUGCAGUCAUCAGAAUCUCACGCAAACAAUUUACUUUCUUAAUCGUGAUUUAACCUUUAUGAAAGAGAGAGAGCCAGUUCUUCUGAAAGAACUGCGGAAGGUCAAAACUCCGACAAGGACUUUCCAAUGGCCCACGCAAAUCUGGCUACCAAAAAACUGGAUAAUAAGACGUAAUUUUCAAGGUCAAUCAGAAAUCAUUCCGACCGUAUUGAGCAACACUCCAACUUCUAUUACAACACCUCGCGCUGAUCCCAGUCAACCCGUCUUUUUAGUCGAAAGAGAAAUUGUACAUACAACUACAACAAGAUGGCCGAUGUGGCGCUGGAUAAAUUACAUCGCCAGGACGUGGUGUUGGACUUGGAAUGCAAUGUUUUUAUUGGGCGUAGCCGUACCCUGGUGUAGUCCAGUAUCUUUUCGCGCUUUAUUGCUGGUGCAAUCGUUUACCCCCGAUUUAGAAUUGAGUCAAUUGAAUGGAACAUUAUUUCCGAGAAAGUCAUCACAGAUGCCUACUCUUUGUUCUCGAUUAAUAGCGCUUUGGAGGCACAUCAGUAAAAGUCGAACACAUUUUGAAACUGAACCAGACACAGGAUUUAUCGGCAAAGGUAUGACUCGACAUCUAAAUAGACUAUGGAAUUAUGGUGUUAAGGGUCUGUUGGGCACGAUUAUCAUAUUGUUUAUAUUUCCCGUGGUGUGUAUCAUGGCGAGUGUUGGCUCACUGCUGAUUGCUCUCACCGCAGUCUUAUGUGCAAUUAAACUCUUCCAUUUUGUCAGGAUGCCUUUAAUUACACUGACGCUGCAUGCGUUUAUGGCACUUAUCAUGGACUUGGAUAGCCCCGAACCGAGCCGUAAUCGAUAUCUCGUGGUAGUGGAAGCAUUACUCUGGAACAUUGGUAUUCAAGGAUGUCUACAACCAAUAGCGGCGUUAUUCGUAGCCUUUGUUCUGUGCCCAGUCAUUUCAUUCGUAAUACUUACAAUUGCUGUGAUACGUUACUGGGUCAGAGUGCUCUGGGAUACAGCAAUGUUCCAUCUAGUGAUUAAAAACAGAGGUCGGAUACCAGCAAGCGAUAGUUUUGUCGUAAAGAGAAUAGCUGGCCCAGGGUUAGCUUCGGAUUAUUAUUAUCAAAUACGAGCGGAACAAGCAUUAGCCGCAUUUGAAGCAAAGUUAGAACUGGACGAAUUGCUGGCUUUUCAACAAGAAAUCGAGAGAUUAAUUACUCAACCGCAGAGAGAUUUUACUCAGUUUGUCGAAGCCUGUUUCGGUCCAUUUGCCGCUAGUCUCGCAAAGACAAAGGAUCCGUACAAAUCGCUCGAAAAAGAAGCCAAAGAUUUGAUUGCCGUAUUACAUGAGAAAUUGGAUCGUCGAAGAAAGAAUUUGCAGACAGGUCUCGGCGUCGCGGUGAGGAGUAAAAUAAAAUUAACUACUUUUGACUUGAAGGUGGUCAUACAGCAAGGAGCACUGAUGCUAGAACGUCUAUAUCCCACUCAUGUUUUGGCGAGAUUAUCCGGCAAUGAGGAAGAUUUUUGGGAAAAUAAAGGUUUAGGGGUAUGUGACUGGGCAGGCCUGGCAGGGCUUAUGUACGCCGACAUUUUUAGUCUGGAUUUUCUACAACCACUCGACGAUUCCGACACUAAAUUCAGAUUAGAACCACAUCCAGGAGUUGAUCUGUCGCGAUAUACGGACAUGGUCCACAGUACUGAGCUAGGUGGCAUCAACGGGCCUGAUUUGCUUGGCGCUGUUUACGCACCACGCGGGAAUAUUCAAAUACACAGUCCAUAUCUCGAGGUAUCUGCUUUUAAUCCGCGAGCUAAGCAAACCAGCAAUAGCAGAAAGGCUGAUAAGCGAUGUGAUACUAGCGGACUAUUGACGUCGACAAAGAUCCGAAGACACGCAAUGACAAACGACAAUAGUUCCGAAGGACGGUGGCAACCGUGGAAACGCCAGAUUCGUCCAUACAGUGCAGAGAAGUUGGUGAUUCCUCUACCGAUACCGCAUCCGGCUCAUAUAGCGGUAACCAUACAUAAUCGCGACUCGGAGGAUCCGAUACCUCUCGAUUCGGAACUAUGUCAAAAUAUCUUACGAGCCAUUGAGGAAUCUCCCGGUGAGAUGGCAACGGAAUGCAUAAAUCGAUACAGAGGCGGCGGCGACGGUGACGGCGGUGGUGGUGAUUCUAGUUUCGAUUCCGUCGCGUCACAAUCAUCUGUCUCGAUCGAGACUGGUUUGGAGAAGGAGAAUGAGACAACGCAGGAGACUGCCGUGGCAAACGAAAAAAAUGGCGAGACUUACCAUUGGACUCUGUCGAAUUGGGGCGGUGGUAUGACGCGAAAACGAAACAAUUCUGGAUCCAUAAAGGUUGAUCUAGCGUCUCCGGAAGAUGUUACUCUCGAUACAGAUACCACCAGAGUGAUGUUCAGCACGUACGGAACAACUGUCUGAAUUAAAUUCGCCAUUAUAUACGCCGAAUAAAUGGUUCUCUCGUCGUCGUCAACGUGUUUAUAAAUGAUAUAUAAAGAAAGAGAGUUGCAAUUAUAAAUUUGAAUCCAAUCUUAGAUAACAACCUUUGCCAUCCAAAAUGAUAUCCAUAUAUUAAAAAAUUACAUUAUUCAAUUUUAACUAAAAGCAAAAUACGUAUUCUUAAUCAGUAUGUAAACUAAACAUUUAUUAAAAAAUUUUAGUCUAUUUUAAUCAAAAGUGUAAAUUUGGAAUGUUUAAAACACGAUAUCUUCCAAGUGAGAACAUAUUUACGGAUCAAUUAUCAUGUAAGUAUGUCUAUUUUUCGCGUAUUCUGUUACAUAUCUAGAUUUUAUUAAAAAUCCAUUACAUGCUAAUAUUAUUUGUCGUAAUAUUUAUUGUCAAAUUUGCCUGCUCAAAACCAAAGUUUAAAUAGGAAACUUUAAUUAUUGGCUCUUUUCAGUUUAUUUUCUUAGAAUAAAUUCAAAUAACAACAGGCAAAUAUGAUCAUUAUUUAAAAAUAAUGAUUUUCAAGUCCUCUUAUAUAAGAAAGGAAAAAUUUAAAAAGAGAAAAAAAAGUAAAAAAAUAUCCUGGAUAGUAGCGCAACAGAUAAGAUUAGCAAAGUCUCUCUUUAAUAUUAUAUUAAAUAUAUACUCAUAUUGAUAUACUGUAUAUAGAUAGUCAAUUGUAUAAAUAAAUUUGUUAACGUAACGUUACAUAUACUCUCCGUAUUUACGGAUAUGCUGAAUGGCGAUUCGCCGAUAAAGAUAUAUGCUUAUAAUUGUAUGUGCUUGCGCGAUAAUUAUUUUAUUCAAGUUAAUUGUAAAAUCGCCAAACUUCCAUUAUAAAAAUAGUAAUGGAUGUUAUCGAUUAAAUCUCAUAUAAUUUAAUAAUGUACAGAGUAUAAAUUGAACCAUAUGUAAUUGUUAUUCUCAUAUAAUUUAUUUCAUCGAGACGAAUGCGCUUUUUUAACACGUAUAUAUAUCUAACAUUUCAGGAAAUAUUUUAAUGUUGUACAUUCAAGUUCCCCCUCCUCCUCGUUCAUGUAUGUUUUAUUUUUUAAAUAAAAUUACAAUAGAUGUUAUAUAUAUUCCCCAACAUGUUGUGAGAAUCGAGAUAAGCUUAUUUAAACGGUAGCGUGCGCUGCAAUUGAAGAAACAUUGCAUAAAAAAGUAAAUGUAUUACGAUUCUGUAGAUAUGGAAAAAAAAAGCGAAUUAGCGAGUUUCAACGCAUUACGAUACUAUAAUAUAUAAUAAACACCAAUAGUGAGAAACUAUUUACUCAAUAAAA